Thrips palmi is the source of this 2518-nucleotide messenger RNA. RefSeq names its product amidophosphoribosyltransferase-like. Gene Ontology annotation, biological process: purine nucleobase biosynthetic process; purine nucleotide biosynthetic process. The record is from RefSeq and is a predicted model, not a curated record. Bases 236 to 1819 code for a protein of 527 amino acids. The transcript is spliced from 9 exons. NCBI's taxonomy places the organism in Eukaryota, Metazoa, Arthropoda, Insecta, Thysanoptera, Thripidae. Gene Ontology annotation, molecular function: amidophosphoribosyltransferase activity.
GCCGCUCAGCUGUAGCUUCGCCUUGAGCUCCCCGCGAGACCCGGGAAGACGCAGGCAGCAGGCACUGCAGGCACCACGACGACGACGGCAUCCGCUCCGCUCCGGAACGCGUCAGUCCGUCAGUCCAUCUCCGAGCUUGGACAUUAUCGUGCGCUAGUUGUUGUUGGAUCGGCCAUCGGCCGCGCAUCGGAUCGUAUUCAGCCGCCCGGCCUGCGCCAAGGAUCACUUGAGGAGCAUGUCGGCAUCAGAGGCAGUGCCCAGGGAGGAGAACUCCAGGGAAGAGGUGGCGGAGUCGCCGGGGUGCUCGCCGUCCCCGCGCGACCCCACGCGCGGCCAGACCCUCACGGGGCUGACUCACGAGUGCGGCGUGUUCGGGUGCAUUGCCACCGGACAGUGGCCCACGCAGAUCGACGUCGCCCAGGUCAUCUGCCUCGGGCUCGUGGCUCUCCAGCACAGAGGGCAAGAGAGUGCCGGCAUCGUCACGAGUCAGGGGAACAGCACGAAGCACUUCAAUGUCCACAAGGGCAUGGGCAUGAUCUCGACGAUCUUCAAUGACGACGCCAUGAAGAAGUUGAAGGGAAACCUUGGAAUUGGUCAUACGAGGUAUUCGACCUCUGCAGCUUCGGAAGAGGUCAAUUGCCAGCCCUUUGUCGUCCACACAAACCACGGUGCUCUGGCUGUUGCUCAUAACGGAGAGCUGGUUAAUUGCGAAAAGUUGCGGCGCAAGGUCCUGAGCCGAGGUGUUGGCCUUUCCACUCACUCAGACAGUGAGCUCAUAACACAGGCACUGUGUCUGAGUCCCCCAGAAGGGGAGGGCGACACCCCUGACUGGCCCGCGCGUAUAAAGCACCUCAUGGCACUGACACCUCUUUCAUACUCCCUUGUCAUUAUGGAGAAAGAUAGAAUUUAUGGUGUGCGUGACCCCUAUGGAAAUCGUCCUUUAUGUUUAGGAAAAAUUGUCUCAAUGGUGCAGAGCAAAGAUGAUGACAGUGAUCAAGAGCCUGAGGGUUGGGUUAUAUCAUCAGAAUCCUGUGGAUUUUUAUCAAUUGGUGCUCGUUAUGUUCGAGAGGUUUUGCCUGGUGAAAUUGUAGAAUUGACACGCAAAGGAGUGAAGACCAUUUCAAUUGUAGACAGACCUGACAACAAACCUCAAUCCUUCUGCAUAUUUGAAUAUGUCUACUUUGCUAGAUCUGACAGCAUUUUUGAAGGACAAAUGGUCUACUCGGUGCGGAUGCAAUGUGGUAGGAUGCUAGCAAAAGAAUCUGUGAUAGAUGCGGACAUCGUCAGCUCGGUGCCUGAAUCUGGAACAGCUGCAGCACAUGGAUUUGCUAGAGAAUCCGGAAUUCAGUUUGCUGAAGUGCUCUGCAAAAAUCGUUAUGUUGGGCGCACCUUCAUUCAGCCAAACACCAGAUUGCGUCAGCUUGGUGUGGCUAAGAAGUUUGGUGCCAUUUCAGAAAAUGUCAUGGGCAAGAAAAUCAUUUUGAUUGAUGAUUCAAUUGUCAGAGGAAACACAAUUGGCCCGAUCAUCAAAUUACUUAGAGAUGCUGGAGCUAAAGAGGUUCACAUUAGAGUUGCAUCCCCUCCACUUAAAUACCCAUGUUACAUGGGAAUCAACAUUCCAACUAGGGAAGAACUUAUAGCUAAUAAACUUGAUCCUAAACAGUUGGCCAAAUAUGUUGGUGCAAAUAGUCUGGCUUACUUGUCCCUCGAGGGACUCGUAAAGGCUGUUCGACAUGGAAUAAAAAUUAAGGAUGAAAGUAAAAUAGGCCACUGCACAGCUUGCCUUACUGGAGAAUAUCCAGAAAGCAUUGACUGGUAGUAAAUCAUUAUAUUUACAAUGUCUGUAAAUAUGUAAGAUAUGUGUGCCUUACCUUAUUACUCUAAUUAAUCUCACUCUACAAUCAUUCCAAGUAUUUUAAAUAGCGUGUGACUAAUACAGAUCAACCUUAGUACAAACUUACACUUUUAUGUAAUGCCAAACUGAUUAUUUUUAAGUUCUUCAUAGAAUUUCAAUAUGAAAUUUAGUGGAAUAAAUAAUUUAAGGAAAGAAUCAAGAAAGUUGUCAUGAAAUUGAACCUGAAACUGUGAAACUAAAUUCUUAAUAACAAGGAAUGGCUUCUUCCUUAUGAAGCAGUACUGGGGCAAAGCUAACAUAAUUUAACAUAGCUUAAAUCAAAAUUUUAUGAAGGAAUGUAUUGCCUUAAAAAAAAGUCUGAUGAUAAAUAAGACACAAUAAGGCAGGAUGUUAAGAAGUAUUUUAUCACAGGAUAAAUGCAGGUUUAGUUUCUUCUGCUAUACAUCUCAAGAAAGUACUUGAAGAGUCCAUGGACAUCAAAAGUUUGCACAGCAAAAAAAAAUUAAUACUUGGGCUAAACAUUUUCCAUGACAGACCUGUGCAUCAAAACACAAUCAAUUUUAUCAGGGUUGUUUUGCCAUGUUGUGACAAGAACUUUAUAAUGAUGUGAAAAUCUGUAACUAUUUAUACACGAACUUCUAGAUAAAAGUUAUGAAACAGAAA